Messenger RNA from Fraxinus pennsylvanica, 603 nucleotides. Lineage: Eukaryota; Viridiplantae; Streptophyta; Magnoliopsida; Lamiales; Oleaceae. The record is from the annotation of a GenBank genome assembly.
AUGGACUCUUGUCUUCCCUCAAAGCUACUCUACUUCUAUUGCCUUGUAGCCACCACCAUUAUCACCAUUACAUGCUCAGCCACUAAGAUUCAAAUACUCCACCAGCAGGCCAACACACAAUUCAUCAAAACAUCAUGUCAAGUAACAUUGUACCCAAAACUAUGUAUGGACACUCUCUCACCUUAUGCUAGCUCCGUCCAAAAGAACCCAACUAAAUUGGCAAAUGCCGCUCUCAUUGUCACUCUGAAAGCUGCUCAGUCGACAUUGGAUGCCGUGUUAAAGCUGUCCAAAAUGAACAAUUUAGCUCCUCGAGAAGCACGUGCAAUAACGGAUUGUGUGGAGAACACCAGGGAUUCAGUAGACGAACUCCGACAAUCUUUGGCAGCUAUGAAGAACUUAGAAGGGCCAGAAUUUGAAAAGAAAAUCAACAAUGUUAUGACUUGGGUUAGUGCUGCAUUGACAGAUGAAGAUACCUGCAUGGAUGGAUUUGAAGAAAAUGCUAUGAAUGGGAAAAUUAAGGGCACCAUUAGAAAUUACAUUGUAAAUGUGGCUCAGUUAACUAGCAAUGCUUUGGGUCUAAUCAAGAAUCUUUCUUCCUUUUAA